Molecule: messenger RNA, 2226 nt
Organism: Wyeomyia smithii (pitcher-plant mosquito)
Lineage: Eukaryota; Metazoa; Arthropoda; Insecta; Diptera; Culicidae
Gene: Rab40
Product: ras-related protein Rab-40C
Exons: 4
Coding region: 745-1569 (274 amino acids)
Biological process (GO): intracellular signal transduction; protein localization to plasma membrane
Cellular component (GO): endosome; synaptic vesicle; plasma membrane
Molecular function (GO): GTPase activity; GTP binding
Source: RefSeq, a predicted model, not a curated record
GCGUGAAACGCAAAACGAAAACCAACGGGUAGUGUAGCAUUCGAGUCGUGUAAGAAAAACAGGAAAAAGCUAUCUUCGUUGUAAUCGGAAGUCUUUCUUGUGUAUGGCAAACAUAAAACAAAACUGUUCUGUACCUCUGGAACGGAAAUCAGCAUUACUGGAGUUUUAUGCCUUUGAAAUUAAUAAGCGAUUUCGGGUGAAAAGAUUGUCUCAAAAGACUCAAAAGUGAAAGCAAUCGGUUUUCCUGGCGGCUGCAGUUUUCCAGUCAGGAAAACAGUGACUUCGUUCCGUCCGUGAUAGUUCUUGCUUCGGCAAGAAGUAAGCUAGAAAUAUUCGGUGAAUGCUAAUAUAAAGUGGACACAGCAAGUUUAAGAAGAUAGGUUUGGUUUAUUUUAUUUUUUUCUCACUAAAGUGUAAGGUGCAAAACAGUGUUUCGCAAUUUGAGUGCCCACACGCAUAUACAAAGCCACACAGCACACAGAACGGGAAACGGGUUUCUGUUUUCGACACACACAGGUGAUACGAAGUUACUUCCUGGAGAAACGGUACGAACGUUUAGGGGUGUUCCUCAGAACGAGAUUCCGUCCCUAUGGCUGUGGUAGGCCAACUAGGGGUCUAUUCGAAAGUUUUGCAGUGGCUUUGGAACACUAGAAAAAACAACUGAGAGAACUGGUUAUCGAGAAGAACAGAUUCGGCAUCGGCAUCUAAUUUGGUUUGCUACACAACCGGAACGGUUUCGAAACCAUGGCCAAGGAGUAUGACUAUCUGCUGAAGGUGCUUCUGGUUGGAGAUAGUGACGUGGGCAAACAGGAGAUCCUUUCCGGUCUGGACGACGGUUCGUCCGAGAGUCCUUUCUGCAGUGGAAGUACCGCUUACAAAACCACAACUAUCCUGCUGGACGGCAAGCGUGUCAAGUUGCAGGUGUGGGACACCUCCGGCCAGGGUCGCUUCUGCACCAUCAUUCGAUCCUAUUCCCGGGGAGCGCAGGGCAUAAUCCUGGUGUACGACAUAACCAACAAGUGGAGCUUCGACGGGCUGAGCCGUUGGCUGAAGGAGGUGGAAGAGCACGCCCCUGGCGUCCCAAAAGUUCUGGUCGGCAACCGGUUGCACUUGGCGUUCAAACGACAGGUGGCGGCGAAACAGGCCGAACUGUACGCCUCCCGUAACAAGAUGGCCUGCUUUGAGAUUUCCCCCUUGUGUGAUUUCAACAUUCGCGAAUCGUUCUGCGAGUUGGCCCGAAUGGCGUUACAUCGCAACGGAAUGGAGCGAAUCUGGCGCUCGAAUAAAGUGCUCUCGCUGCAGGAACUCUGCUGUCGGACGAUCGUUCGUCGAACAAGUGUGUACGCUAUCGACACCCUUCCACUGCCGCCGUCGGUAAAGUCGUACCUGAAAUCGUACGCCAUGACAUCGUCGCAGUGCCUGAACACGGUGCUGCAUCACAACACUAUACCGGCGUCGAACGCAAAGAACCUCAAGUGCAAAACUCCCACCGGCCAUCUGAAGCUGCACAGGAGCAGCGCCAUCAGCAGCGUUAGCGGCAGCAUGCGGAACAGCUGCGUGAUUUCCUGAUUGGCAUCGAUGAUGGCGUCGCUCAGGCGGAUUUUUAUUCCCCGCCAGCGGCGGCGAUCUCGUUCGGGUGGCGGCAGUGGUGGUACGGCCAGUGGUAGCAGUAGACGUAGCAGCCAGAGCACAACUGCCUUCAUCGGGACUGGUAGUGUUGGCGGAGGUAAGAGUGGUUGUUGUUUUUAAGGUUAAUUUUUUAAUGUUAUAUACUCAUUGGUUGCUUCCUAAGUUUCACGAUCUGUAUAGAAAGUGUUAAAAUUUUGAUGUCAAAAGAAGGUUUAUUUUCUAUGGUUUUUAUUUUAUUUUGUUUUUAAUAUUUUUGUGUUUCCUUUGCUUAUGUUUGUAGGUUGGUUACUUUUUGGAGUGUUAAAUUGUGAAGUGCUAGUCUUUAGAAAUCAUUGUUAUUCAAUGCCAUAGGGAGCUACGAUAAUUAAUUCAGUGCAUGCACAAUUUUUCGUUGCAAAUAUCCUGAGGUCAUGAUUGUUUGUACUCAAUUCAACUCCAAAAAAGAACCGAUAUGGGUAUCUUUUUUUAGCUCUUCCUUGCUUUAUCGUAUGUUUUAGUUGUACAGAAUUAAAUGCAGCAAAACGACUAACAGGUUCGAUUAAGAAGGAAAUCGCCAGUGACAGUCGGUACCCAAAAGCAUUUUAGUAGUAAGAGAAU